UUGAACACAGUACAAAACCAAGAGGAAGUUGAGAGCGCUGACGAUAGUGAGGAUGAAUCGCAAGAAGAACAAGGAAAUGGUGAGCAACAUGCAGGAUCAGGCGAAGACAAUGAACAACCUACUGAAUCCCAGCAAGUUGACCAUGAACAAGACGAAGAACCAAAACAAGAAAAAGAAGAAUCUACUGAAGCGCAGAAAGUUGAAUGUGAAGAAAACGAAGAACAAAAACAAGGCCGAAAAGAACCCACUGAACAGCAGCGAGUUGAACGUAAACAAGACGAAGAACCAAAACAAGGCCAAGAAGAAGCCACAGAACAGCAGCAAGUUGUAGGUGAACAAGACGAAGAACCAAAACAAUGCCAAGAAGAACCCGCUGAACAGCAGCAAGAUGAAUCUAAAAGAAACGAAGCACCAAAAGAUGACCAUGAAGAACCCCCUAAAAAGCAGGAAGUUGAACAAGAUCAUCAAGCAGAUUCAAAGGGAAAAAAAGAAGUAAGUGAAACGCAACGAGAAAAACAGGAGCUAAAUAAAGACGAUGGAAAACCUGAGCGAAAGCUAAAAGGAUACGACCAGGAAUCCAAACAACCGGGCACUCAAAAAGAGGAAGAAGAAAAAGAACCGAAUGUCGACCAUGCAGAGCCUGAUGAGCUAAAAGAUGAGGGUAAACAGAAGAAAAAGUCGAAAAGAAAUGAAAAAGAAAGUGAAAAGCAACAAGAGCAAAAUAAAAAAGAUGAGCAGGAGCAAGAAGAACACCAAGAAGAAACCGAAAAGGAGCAAGUUGAUUGUGAUCAAGAAGAACGAGAACAAGACCAUGAGGAUCCUAAACUCGAGCAAAUUGGACAAGGAAAACCAAAAGGAGAAGAUGAAGAUCCUAAGAAAGAGCAACAGGAUUAUGAACAACCAAAAGAAGGCCAUGAAGAACCUAUGAAAGACAAACUGCAGCAAGGAAAACCAAAAGGAGAGAAUCAGGAACCUAAACAAGAGCAACUGGAAACUGAAAAGCCAAAAGGAGAGUACGAAAAACUCAACCAAAAUCAACUUGGAGACGAGAAGUCAAAAGAAGCUUGUGGAGACUCCCAACCGCAGGGUGAUGGGUCCACGGAAGAUAAAUCUUCACGACAGCAGCAGCUGGUUAUGGACGAAGGACAUUACGAAGAAGAUGAUAUGGUGCUGGAUACACGUCUGUAAUUGCUAGCAUUGACUCAUCAAAUCCUUUUUAGUUCUAAGUAUCGUUUUAGUAACAGAAAGGUUACAUACCGUUAUAUCAUGAAAAUGAUGCAUUUACUUAAUCAAGAGCAUUAGAGAAUAACUCAUAUAAGGUAUGACAGUGACAAGUGCGAGCCCGCAAUGUUUGUUUUCAUUUUUUGAUUGUCUGAGUUGUUGUAGACAAGUAAAAACAGCUACAGGAGAAAGGAAGUUAGUAUGGUAUGCUAAAUAGAUAAUCGUAAAAGCAUAUUUACGGCCGUGUUGCGUUUCCAGUGUCGUCAGAAGUUUCCGCAACUGAUUUUAUUUCAAUAUUAUUAGAUUUCUUACUACUUAUAAACAUUAUUUAACUAUUUAUUCAGCAUUCAGUUGCAUAUAUUACUCGUUAUUUAUUGACUUUAGUCCUAGCAUGUUAUUUGGUAGGUGGCUUAAUUGUUAUCACAAUGCUACGCCACUAAUCGUAUUUACUCCACUGCACACAUAUAUCAAAGUGCACAGGUCAGAUAAUGUAUUAUCAUCUGGCUCCUUUAUUUAUUAACCUUUGUUGUUAACCUACGAUUUAAGUUAAAAUUUUGUAGGAGCUUGCACAAAAAUAGAAGAAAAAACUAUCACAGGAGUGAAACCCAAGUGAGAAUGUUAUAAAAAGUGUGAAACGUUUCAUAAUUUAUUGUCAAGCCAUUUAGUGUCUAAUUUAAAAAAAAUAUAAAAAAUUUCA
Messenger RNA from Pocillopora damicornis (cauliflower coral), 1918 nucleotides. RefSeq lists its product as uncharacterized. Gene Ontology annotation, cellular component: plasma membrane. Gene Ontology annotation, biological process: activation of adenylate cyclase activity; adenylate cyclase-activating G protein-coupled receptor signaling pathway; hormone-mediated signaling pathway. The record is from RefSeq and is a predicted model, not a curated record. Lineage: Eukaryota; Metazoa; Cnidaria; Anthozoa; Scleractinia; Pocilloporidae. Gene Ontology annotation, molecular function: G protein-coupled peptide receptor activity; protein binding.